Messenger RNA from Naegleria fowleri, 1290 nucleotides. RefSeq lists its product as uncharacterized. The record is from RefSeq and is a predicted model, not a curated record. Bases 1 to 1290 code for a protein of 429 amino acids. NCBI's taxonomy places the organism in Eukaryota, Heterolobosea, Eutetramitea, Acrasida, Naegleriidae. The transcript has a single exon.
AUGGCUCUUCUCGGAAAAUCCCACAAGAAGAAGGACAAGAAGAGUAAAUUUUCCAAGCUUACUUCGUGGAUAGAAAGAGGAGGUUCCUCAUCCGAAAUUAGAAAACGAAGAAUUGCUCUCUCUAAUUUUCUGUUUGGAGGAGAGGCUUCUUCGGAUCCACAAGGAAAGAGUGGAAGCUUUUUGGCAAGACAAAUUCGGUACUGGCUUCAAUCGGGUGGACUAGGUGAAAGUCUGUCAACAACGAUGAGUACCACAAAAACCUUAUCUUCUACACAACCAACUUCCACCACAACAACAACUGUUACUGUUAGUUUUACUCAAACAUUUGGUGGUGGAGGUGCUCAGGGGGAGUCUUCUUCGGAGAUCACUACCAAUACUGAACAAACCUUCUCCACCCAAGAAAUUGCACGACUCAAGACACUCCAAGUGUUCUCAGCAAGAACUAAAUUAGUAGUGAGUGCAUUGUCGGUGUGGUAUGAAGUGGUUUCCUAUUUAUUGGCUCAUCACAAAAGAAGAAUAAUUUUGCAAGAUGACUACUUUAGAGAAGGUGGAUUGUUGGAUUAUUUAAAGAGAGUGAAGAGAGAAGAAGGAUGGCUUGCGUUAGUGGGAUUUAAAAAUGCAGAGAAAGAUUUCACUGCCUCGAUGUUGAUGUUGGCUGCAUCCAUUACUUUUGAGACUGCUAUCCGGUCGACAAUUAUUGAUCGUAUUUUGGAUUCUCAAAAUACAUCCAUUCCAAAUAUUGUGAAACAAGCAGUUGCAGUAUUGGAAUUGCCUCUUUCUCUUGCAAUGACCUAUCCCUUUGAUAAUGCUCAACUUGUCAUUGUAAAAAAGAAGAUUGAAAACAAAACGAUCGGCACAAACGAGAGUGACAAGUCACUUCGAUGCAUUCCAACCCUUAAACAAAUGUACAAGGAACGUGUUGUAUAUCACGGGUUUGGAUGGCAUGUAUUGGAAACCUUAAUUUCCAAUUUGGUUCGAAGUGGUCUCAAAUAUUUCACAAAUUGGUGCUUGAAGAAAGUAGUGGGCACACAGAAUUUGGAGAUGGCAAAAGCAUAUCUCCCAGGUGACCAGUUGUUCAUUUUGGAGUCGACCCAAAAUAUUUGUGUGCAGAUUGCUCACGAAGCAAUCACUGCGCCACUCCAUUUCACCAUGAUCAAAUACAGAGCUGACAUGGGUAAGACCUUUGCCAAUCCAGUGGAAUGUUUCAGAAAAAUUCAAACCAAGAAGGGCUUUGCCACGUUUUACAAGGGUGUAUGGCUUGGAGCUUUGUUACAUCCCAAAAGAAAGUAA